Punica granatum (pomegranate) is the source of this 5486-nucleotide messenger RNA. Lineage: Eukaryota; Viridiplantae; Streptophyta; Magnoliopsida; Myrtales; Lythraceae. The record is from RefSeq and is a predicted model, not a curated record.
ACCAUGUCGACAUCCAUCUAUCUCUCUCCUUCUUCCUCCUCUUUGUCCCCCUCUCUCUUGCCAGCAGUUUGAUUAGCUAAAUUCACAGUCCCGGCUUACCUCCUUUCAACAAUUGGUUGACUCAGUGAUUUUAAAGGACAGAAGAAGAAAAGAAUCUUCUUGAAACAGCAAAGCAGCAAAGAUUUUGGCUGGAAUUGAUUCGGUGAACAGGGUGCACGGGACGUCAUGGGUAGGCGGGCAGACACUUUUUGGGAAUACGCAGAGCAAUUGUGUGGGCGUUUUAAGUGCAAUUUCUGCAAACGAGAUUUUGCUGGGGGUGCCCCUAGAGUUAAAUCCCAUUUAUCUGGAAUCAAAGGACGUGAUGUAGAUAUAUGCACCAUGGUCCCAAAACAUGUCCAAGCACUUGCUGCUGAGACGAUUAAAGGUGCCAAUAAGAGACCAAAACCCGAAUACUUUUCGAGUAGUUCCGAUGGAACUUCUUCAGAAGUAUGUCACAAAAAUGAUAUCUGUGAGCCGGAUGAUUUGCUUGCGAAGUUCUUUCUGUCAAACAACAUUGAUUGCAAUGUUGUUCAGUCAUCUUCCUUUAUUGACUUCAUCAAUGCUGUGGCUGCAUUUGGUGCUUCUUAUAAGUUACCAAGUUAUUCAACACUCAAAACUCUGCUAAUUCCCAAAUUGCAUAGCGAGAUCGAAGCACAUGUGAGAAGUGUGAAGGAAUCAUGGGGAGAAACGGGCUGUACCCUCAUCUCUGAUGUUUGGUUCAAUGAGAAAGAGAAUCAAUCCUUGGUUAACAUCAUGGCCUAUUCGUGGAAAGGGGUAGUGCUACUGGAUGCGUUCAAAGUCCCGAAGUGCGAAUUAGAUGGCCACUUCUUAGAGGAAAUCAUCUGUUUCUGCAUCCAGACUAUAGGGCCAAACAAUGUUGUGCAAUACAUUGAUGGCAUUCCAGGUUGGGGACCUACCAGGGCUCGGCUCACUAGCGACUUUCCUCACAUAUACGUCACUAGGUGUGUUGCUGCUGAGAUCCAGUCAAGUUUUGAGGACGUUUACAUGGAAAUAGAGUGGGUUAAGUUGGCAUUUGAUAAAGCCAGAUGUCUCAUAACUCUUAUUUAUGGGAAUAGCGAUCUUUUGUCACUGAUGAGGAAGUACACCAACAACAGGGAGUUAAUACAGCCUCAAGCAAUAGAUUUUUCCUCAAACUACACUAUGCUACUGUCGAUCAUUGUUGUCAAAGAUCAGUUACUUCAACUUGUGCAGUCUUUUGGUUGUAGUAUGUCAGACCUGGGAAAAGAAGUGGCUGAGAUAAUUAGUAGCCUAGAGUUUUGGAAUCAAGUGGAAGAGAUAGUACAGGCUCUAGAGUCAUUAUUCCUAGUUCUCUAUCUAGUUGAUAGAUAUGGUUCAUCUUCCGGGUACUUGUAUGUGGCAAUGGAAAUGGCAACUGAAGGAAUGAGAAGAAUUUAUGGUGGCAAUCCAGACAAAUACGAGAGACUAUGGCAGAUUUUCAACUCGUUGAAGGAAAAGAUUGUCCAUCCAAUACAUGCUGCUGCAGCUUUUCUAAACCCAGCAUAUAUGUGCAGUGAGUUGUUUAAGGAUAGGGCCAGAAUAAUGGAAGCCAUGGAAUUUGUAGUGACCCACUUGGUAGCUAGCGAAGAUAAAGAUGCUUUCCUGGAAGAAAUCAUUAAGUAUCACAAGAGAAGCAAAGAACCAAACAAGUUCUCAGAUACCGCGAACAGAAUGCGGACAGUAUGUCACCCAGGUGAUUGGUGGGCUUAUUGCGUUGGGCGUGAGUUCCCAAUGCUACAGAAGUAUGCCAUCCGAAUAUUGAGUCAGCCCUGCAGUAGUUCAGCUUAUAAACAGAGUUUGAGUGCGUUUGAGACUGCUCAUAUGAAGAAGCUGAGCAGAUUUACAUUUAAAGCAUCAACCCAUUACUCUUGGAUGAACAUGAUCUUGACCACUGGAUUUAGGGCAAUGAAUGCAUCUGGUAAGCCAAAGGAUCUUACAGAGCUCAUCGAGUUGAAGUGGAGAUUUCCUACUGAUUUCUUAAACGAGCCGGAGGUUCCCUAUUUAGAUCCACAACCAACUCACAGUUCUCUAAUAGCUGGUAUCCAUCUCCCAAGCCAGAGAUGUUUGCAGCUGCAGUUUGUAACUAGGAUUCCAUCUCUUCUAGUUACUGGUCAAGAGGUCAAAAGUGAACAAGGAUCUCCUGUCCAUGUGAUCUUGGUAGACCGAAUCACCGGUAAUGUGGUGCAAGACAGUGCAUUAUCGAUGUUAAAUUUGACAGUUUCAGCACUUGAAGGAGACUUCGAUGAAGAAAGUGGAAAUACUUGGCAAAGGGAGGAUUUUGAAAGAAAUGAAAUAACGGAUGUCCUACUCAUGACUGGUAAUCUGCAAGUGACCCUAAAGGAUGGGAUGGGAACACUCGGAGCUUUCUGUUUUAACUACAGCUCUGACAUUGCAAAGAGUGGGAAGUUCAAGCUUGGAGUGAAAACUCUUACAGAUGAAUGUGGAGGGAUUUGUAUUUGCGAGGGCAUAUCCAAUGCAUUCAUCGUGAAGGAUGGUAAUGACACGAGAGCGCCUGAUGCUACUGCCAGCCAGAUGCAUCUGUCAGAAGAUUCGCAACUAAAGAGUAUUAUGGAUGAACUGACACAACUAGUACCCUGUCCAACAGACACGAAUGCCAAUAGCGAGAUGGAUCUCGGUAGACAGUUUGAAUUUGGACCCCUCUGGAGUCCACUGGGUUGCAAGCAUAAGCAGAAGCACAACAUCAAAUCAGGGCAGGGAGCAAUGAGAUGGCCUAAGCUUAAAGCCAUAAAAGUUUCACCAUGGGCGACUCUGAGGAGAGCUGUCAAGGAAAAGAGAGCUCAGAAAAUGCUUAGAAGGGCUCGAUUGCAGAAGCGAUUGGAAGAAUGUAAUAAAGGUGAUCAAGAUUGUAGUCAGGAAGAUCACAGACGGUUACAAGUUAAGGAAAAGCUGAAGGAAAUCCCUGAGAAGUAUGUGAUGUCGAAGCCGCCGUGUCAAGUGGCAAUUCGUCCUGAGGAGUGUUCCAAGGGCAAAUCUGGAUCUGCGUUGGAUGAGAAGGACGAGGAAUCAAUGCUACAAGAACCUCCUUGGGAAGGACAAGGACAACUUAAAUUAACAAGUUAUGAUAAUUCAACUGUGGGAGGCUCUGUCAAAUUUCCAGAACCAAGUACCUCAGAAGUUAGUCAACCUUUGAUUCUCUUCCCGUCGUUAUUGGCCUGCAAAGAUACAGAGCUCCUUGAGGAUGAGGAGGCUGCCAAGCCAUUGGUAUCAGAAGAAUGUCCAUCGACAGUAGCAAGCUUCUCAUGUGCUGGAGACUCUAUUCCUCGGAAACAGGAUAGGUCCCGAUGGAGACAUUUAUUUACGCUUUUUCCCUCAUCACUGAGUGGAGAUGAUACUGACCUUGGUGAGGAUAAGGCAGGAGAGUUUCUCAAGCAUACAGCAAGACAGUCAACAAGUCCAACCAAAGAUAAUGAAUUGGUUGGCAUGUCUAACCUCAGCAUAGGCACAUCGAACUACUACAGCAAUACCACGGGAUUCUCAACCACGAGCAGCAAUGCGCAGUUCUUGAAGGCAGUGGCGGCAGGGAACGCUGAGCCGGAUGGACGGAUCUUGACACCGAAAUUGAAGAAUGUCACGUUUUCUGAAUUAAAAAGUGCCACUAGUAAACCAAGCACCUCAGAAGUUAGUCAACCUUUGACGCUCUUCCCGUCGUUAUUGGCCUGCAAAGAUACAGAGCUCCUCGAGGAUGAGGAGGCUGCCAAGCCAUUGGAAUUAGAAGAAUGUCCAUUGACAGUAGCAAGCUUCUCAUGUGCUGGAGACUCUACUCCUCGGAAACAGGAUAGCUUCCGAUGGAGACAUUUAUUUACGCUUGGUCCCUCAUCACUGAGUGGAGAUGAUACUGACCUUGGUGAGGAUAAGGCAGGAGAGUUUCUCAAGCAUACAGCAAGACAGUCAACAAGUCCAACCAAAGAUAAUGAAUUGGUUGGCAUGUCUAACCUCAGCAUAGGCACAUCGAACUACUACAGCAAUACCACGGGAUUCUCGACCACGAGCAGCAAUGCGCGGUUCUUGGAGGCAGUGGCGGCAGGGGACGCUGAACCGGAUGGACGGAUCUUGAUACCGAAUUUGAAGCUCUUAACGUUUUCCGAAUUAGAAAGUGCCACUGGUAACUUCAGACAGAAGGUUCUCCACGGGGAGGGUGGGUUUGGGAGUGUCUACAAGGGGCAGUUCAAUGAGAAAACCUUAGCCCUAUCUAGAAGGGACAGUGGAAUCCCGGUUGCAGUCAAGAAAUUGAACCCAGAAAGUAUUGAAGGUUUUAAUGAAUGGCAGGCGGAGAUGAAAUUCGUUGGAAGGCGUUUACACCCGAAUAUUGUUAGGUUACUCGGGUAUUGCUGGAAGGAUAAAGAGUGCUUCUUGGUUUCCGAAUACAUGCAAAAAGGAAGUUUAGACAACCAUCUUUUCAGAAGUAAUCCUUCGAUUCAACCCCUUUCUUGGGAGAAGCGACUCAAAAUCGCCAUUGGAGCUGCCCGAGGUCUUGCUUUCCUUCAUGGUUCGGAGAAGCAAGUCAUUUACAGAGAUUUCAAGUCCUCAAACAUAUUUCUCGACUCGGAUUAUAACGCGAAAAUAGCGGACUUUGGCUUGGCAAGAUUAGGACCUUCGGGUGGAGAGUCACAUGUGACGACCCGAGUUAUGGGCACGGAUGGUUAUAUGGCACCGGAAUAUCUUGCAACAGGGCAUUUGUCUGUGAAGAGCGACGUGUACGGGUUCGGCGUGGUACUACUUGAGCUGCUCACUGGCCGACGGGCUCUUGACAUUAUGCAACCGAGCGGGCAGCAUCUGGUCGAGUGGGCCAGAUCAUUCCUUAACCAGAGGAAGAAACUCAAGAUCAUAGUCGACCCUUGGAUUGAGGGGCAGUACUCAUUCAAGGCCGCCCUUCAGAUGGCAGAGCUGACCCAAAAGUCCCUCGCAAAGGAUCCGGGGGACCGCCCCUCUAUGAAGGAGGUUGUCAAGGCGCUUGAGCAGACUGAAGCAAUGAUAGAAAUGCCCGACGAACUGAAAGUGCGGUCAGCCUUGCAUCCCUAAGUGCCUCCGCACAGCCACCAGCCCAUCCAUUAUCAGCGGUCUCCACGCCCCUCAAGAGAGCACGGUGCUAGCCUUCCCGCAGAAGCUAGCUGGCUACCAAACUCUACUCCACAUGAUCACUCAUUUUAUUAUGAGCGACUUUAUCACACGAACAUAGAAUCGACCCGAUUAUUUUGAUACUAGAAGCGGAUGACGAAUUGACGAUCCAAAAAGCUUGACAUCCAUCCCAAUAUACUCUCUUAUAUUUAAUAUUAAUGUUGUGUUAUAUUAAGUUCAAUUCUUUCUGCAUUCCUUUUCAUUAGAUGCUACAGCCUGCCAUCGUUUUGAAGGGCAUUUCCACCUUCAUGGAGUCAUUUAAGGGCUAAAGUAUAAAAGCAAAUUUUGUUCCA